AAUCAUACUAAUAUUCUUCUUAACAUUUCUGAUACUGAAUUAUUUGUUAAUAACAAUACUCUGACCUUGAAAGAGCUUGCCCAAGAUAUUAUAGCUCUUAACCUAUCUAAUAUGAUGUCAGUUGAAGAGUUUUUAAACAAUUCAAAUAAAAAAAUAACUUAUAAAGCUCCUAAUGAUAAUAAGAUUAUUCAAAAAAUCGUUGAAUUAUAUAAAAAAAUACCAGAAGAGCAAAUUAAUAGUGAUGAAGAUGUUGAUAAUAAUAUUGAACCUUUAAUUAUAAGUACUAGUAAUAUAUUCAAAG
Cetraspora pellucida is the source of this 301-nucleotide messenger RNA. The record is from the annotation of a GenBank genome assembly. NCBI's taxonomy places the organism in Eukaryota, Fungi, Glomeromycota, Glomeromycetes, Diversisporales, Gigasporaceae.